AUGGCGGCAGCUGACUCCUUCUCAAGUCUCCUUAAAGAUAAAAAGUCACUGUCUCCAUUCUGUCUCGUACACAGUCUACAAGGAAGACCCUGUCCCUCUGAUGAUGGAGGGGAGGAAGAGGAGGAGAAAGAAGAAGAUAGACUAAACCAAUCAAGUUUGAGUGUCUCGCUUUUUGAAAGUCCCCAUUCAAAGCUACCUCCGUCUACUGUCCAGCCAAUCAGAACACCGUCAAAUAAUGUUGCCACACCUUUGACACUUCAAGUCGAUUGUGUUGAUAGGGUGUGGUCUUCAGCCAUGGCCACACCCACAUCAAAGAAGUCUCAUUUUUCGUCGAUUAGUGAAUUGGGAACUAGUUGUAGCUCAAUCGACCAAUCAGAGAGAGAGAAGGAGAAGAGAGGAGAGAGGGAGAUUAGGGAACGUGCUAGGAAUCAAGGAUCGGAGAUAAUAGUUCGUAGGUUAUUUCAUAGCCAGCCUGAGGCCACACCCAAUUUGCAUAAUGACUCAAUCAACAAAAAUGAUGACAUGAUUUCUGACGUUGAUCUAAACCACACCCACAACAGCAUGGACUUGUUUCAUGAUAGGGAAGAGGAAUAUUUGGAGACAUCUCCACAACUGAUGUUAUCAGGGGGUCCGGAACAUUCUCUAAUAUUACCGGAACACGUGGAAGAAGACAUGGAAGAGGAUGGGAAGGAAAAUUUAGAAAUUUUUUAUGAUUCGCUCCUCACUCAAGGGACCCAACCCACUCCAAUAUUAGAAGUGAAGGGGCCCGAAGCAGAUGCAUGUAUUUCACCUUCCAAGGGGUCUUGUGAAGAUAUUAAUACAGAAGGUAUGGAAACAAAUGCAUCACCUGAGAAGGGGUCCUGUACUGUUGAUCCAAUAUUGGAAGGCAAGGGUCUGAGACACAUGUCGCUAGAUGUACUUUUCAUGAGCAACAGUCAGUUAGAUGCUAUAGAGACCAAACCACUCUCUCAAGAUCACACUCAGCCUAAGGAAACAUGCCAGAGUAAUGAAGCUAAAAGAGAAGCAGUCAAUGAAAUCCAAAGUGAAAGUGUCUCUCUGAAGAGGAUACACUCACCUGAGUCACAACAACUCAACAAGAAAUCUAAAUCAUUGCAACCACUCCCACAGUUAAAAGCUACACCUACUUUAGGUGGAGCUUUAUCAGACAAUCAAUUGAAGAGAAAGAUGUCAACUUUCACUGGGUACCAGACUCCUCUCUCUCGUCCAAAACCCUCCACUAGUUCGUUUAAAGUCCCUCGGCCUAGAGGAGAGGUCAAUGAGAGAGAGGAGAGACAGUCUAUUGAGAGAGUUUUGAGUAGUUUCAAUCCUUUGUCAACUUCCACUCCGUCGGUGGUAAAGGCUCAGGGGGUCCGGUCUCUUUUUAAAACUGGGUCUGGGAAGGAUUUGAUGAUUUCAGACCACUCAAUCGAGAAAGCAAAAUUAAUUUUUGAUGACGAGGAAAAGAAAAAUGAUGAAGGAGGGAAGACUGAUCUUAUGAAGGUUGAUGAUAGUGGCUGUGAUCAAGGAGAAGAAAGUGGGUGUGGUUUAGAAGAUAGCGAAGGAUGGACUGUAGCAUCUGAUUUUGACUGGGAAGAGUUUAAUACUUUCACUCAAUUACCCGGUGAUACUGUAAAUGGCCCUUCGACCAAUCAAAAUGAAGAUCCUCAAGUUGCCAUGGCGACAGUUAAGACUCCACCCAUUUUUGGAUUUAAGAAUGCUAGUGGGCGAGACAUAGCCAUCUCAAGUAAAGCACUGACAUUUGCUAAUAAUUUGCUAUCAGAUGAAAUGAAUGCCACACCUACCACUGUCAUGCCCAUAUUAAGCACCAGUAAAGGUCUUCAUGAAGCCAAUCCCAUUUCUUAUCAGAUAGGUUUCAAAACAGCUGGUGGUAAAGAUGUAACAAUAUCAAAGAAGUCGCUUGAAACUGCCAAAAGAUUAUUAAGUGAUGAUCCCAACAUUCAUGAAGCUCCUCCUACUAGUGCCACGCCCAUCAGUGGACUAGGAUUCACUACUGCUAGUGGAAAGAAUGUUAACGUCUCAACUAAAUCACUUGAAAUUGUCAAAAAAUUAUUUGAAGAUGACGAGGUUACUUCUAAACCCACUAAUCACUUAGGGUUCUCCACUGCUAGUGGGAAGGAGGUCCCAGUUUCGUCUCAAUCACUUUCAGUUGUUAGAAACCUUUUCUCGGAAGAUGCCAUGCCCAAUAUUACUAAUCCAGGUCCUAGUGCUAAUGUAGCCCCGCCCACUAAUAUUGGUUUUACUACUGCUGGUGGAAAGAGAGUCGAUAUUUCUGAGAAAUCACUUCAAGCUGUCAGAAGGAUUUUUGCUGACGAGGAAACCCCACCUACCAAAGCCCCACCUAUCAGUACAUCAGCUCUGCCCAUUCAUAUUGGUUUCACUACUGCCAGCGGUAAAGGUGUGGAUAUAUCGGAAAAAUCACUUGAAGCUGUGAGAGGAAUUUUUGCAGAUGAUGAAAAUGCAUCUGCAAUAGCCCCGCCCGCUAAUAGAUUAGGUUUUACGACAGGGAGUGGAAAGGAAGUGAGUGUUAGUGAUGAGUCUUUGAAAACUAUUAGGAGACUCUUUUCUGAUGAGAUUCCUUCAGAACCUCCACCCACUCGUGUGAUUGGUUUUUCUACUGCUAGUGGUAAAGGGGUGAGUGUUUCUACGGAGUCAUUAGAAGCAGUUAAGAACAUGUUUAGCGAUCAUCAUGAUGAUAAAGUAGUAUCAAUUUCUGAUAGAUCUCGUCCUUCAUCAGAAGCUGCUACCGUAAUGACUCCAUCAAUUUCAAGAACUAGUGAUACUUGGGAUAAUAAUAGUACUAAUGUUCUUAUGACGCCUAAUUUAGGAUUGAAAACCACACCUUUUGCCCCACCUACUAAGGUACCGGAAAGAACUGAUUCAUUGAGAAAACAAGCUACUAGUAGAAGAGGUCGUGUUUCCAGACCUGAGAGUCUAUUGUGUGACAGAAAUAGUACAAUUAAAGCUAAACGAGCAAUAUGUCAAGAUCCAAAGACCACACCUAUUGCCACACCUUCCCACAUCAAGUUUCAAAAAGAGACUCCCAACUCGAUGUCCUCCAAAUACCGUCGUCCUAAAAGAAUCAACCCGGUUUGGGAAGGUGACCUUUCUAGCGAUCUCAAGAGGUCACAGCCGACCACUCCCCCUCCCUCCUCCCCCCUCACCCCCAGUCAAUUAUCAUCCUUUACUAAUCUCAGCCCCCUUAGCCCCGGAACGCUCAACAGCAGUCGACUCAAUAUCAACGACUCUCUAUGUAACGCCCCUCCCCCACCUGUCCUCCCUCGGUCUCCUGGUCAGGUGGUCCAGGGACAAGAGGGAACCAUAACGAGGGCAAGGGGACGUCCUGGUUGCCAACGGAUACCAUUGAUUGCCAUGGCAAUGGAAAAUGGGAGGCUUGGCGGGUACAGCGAGGAAGAGUUAUUAAGUAAAGGGGUUUGUCCUAGUGUGCUCUCUGUGUCUGUUUCUAAUGCUUCCAGUUUUGUAUUUGAGGGGCGGGGUUUCUUUAGCCCUGCCUCCUUGAGGAGGGGAUGGGUCUGUGUUGGUGAUGGAGUUGUACUGAAACUAAGUGAGAGGAAUACAGCUGGAGCAGAGGAGCUAUGGAGUGCAUUUUCUCUCAGUCCUGGUGUUGAUGAUGCUCUUAUUAGUAAGGACUGGUUCACUAAUCACUACAAGUGGAUUGUAUGGAAACUGGCCACCAUGGAGAUAUGCUUCCCUGAGAAAUGGGCUGGAAGGUGCCUAACAGUUGAUUGGUGUCUCUUACAAUUGAAGUAUCGUUAUGAUAUUGAAAUAGAUCAAGCUAAAAGGUCUAUUAUCCAUAAGAUAUGUGAAGGGGAUGACACACCCACACGUCACAUGAUCCUCUGUGUAUGUCACAUGACACAAGAGACCAAUGCAAGCAAUGAAGUGGCUUAUUCUUUGGAGCUUACCGAUGGAUGGUAUUCUAUUCCGGCUAAAUUAGACAGACCAUUGUCCUCCUUUGCUGCUCGUGGUUUGAUAUGUGUGGGUGGGAAACUUGCUGUAUUUGGGGCGGAGCUAAGUGGAGAUCAAACUAAUGGACAUCCACUAGAGGUCUCCAAGUCCAAGUUAUUGUUAUUAAAUGCUAAUUCAGUGAGGAGAGCUCAUUGGUCGGCUCGUCUUGGACUAUUACCACACCCAGUCCCUCCCUCAUUUCCACUUCAAUCCAUUAUACCAGCUAGAGGCAUAAUACCAGCCAUUGAGGUCAUCAUUGCAAGAUGCUAUCCUUUGCUUUAUGUUGAGAGAGGGUCCUCCGAUGGAGAUGGGCGGGGCUUUAAUGGGCGUGUCUUCAGGAGACGGCACGAGGAGGAGAGAGUGGAGAGAGAGUGGGAGGAGAAGAGACAAAAGAAAAUGGAAGAGAUUUAUAAAAGAGUUGAGAAGGAGUACAAAGAAGAAGUAGAAAGUCACUCAAGACACAGAAAGAGAAGGUCCAGUAGGGUGUCAGUUCGUUAUGUUAAACAGCUCCAAGAUGGAGAGGAAAUAUACAAUCAACUGCAGUCCUCAUCAGAUCCUGACUCAUUCAUGGAGCUUCUUUCUUCUACUCAGCGUACACUUUUAGAGAGCUAUCAAGUUUCUCUUUCAUCAAAGAAACAAGAAGAGUUACAAUCACGAAUUAAGAAAGCAGUUGAAAAGGCCGGUGAAGAGUUGCCGCCCACUCGUAAUGUAUCCCAAUUACUGAGACUAGUACUGGUACAGUAUGGGGAAAUACCCUCUUCUACUUGUUGUUUGCUUAGUGCUUGGAAUGUGGGUGGAUCUGAAAUGAGAGAUAACCUUAAGGAAGGAGUUGCUCUUAGAAUAAGUAAAGUAUCAGCUAAUUCAAAUUUUCAUGAUGGACAAUUACAAUUAAGUUCAGGAAAGUUAACAUCUUUUUCACUCCUACCUAAAGACCAAUCUUACAUGAUUAACUAUACACAAAGACAAUUCACUUCUUUGUGUCAGUUAUCAUCAUACACUAGUAGAAGAGGAGUCCAGUCUCAAUACAAUGAGAUUGAUACUGUUGGUAUAAUCAUUACCACCUUGAGACAAAAACAAUUCAACAAUAAUAAAACCAUUGAUGUAUUGUAUUUAACUGAUGCUGACAAAUGCCUGCUCGUAAUUAAAGCAUGGGAGGGGCUCAAAUCUGUCGUUGGAGAGGGUGUGGUCACUGCUGGAUGCAUUGUAGCUGUUAGUAAUCUCCGCUAUCAAGUUGGGAGUGGUUUAGGGCCACCCACUGGUCAUGUGACUGAUCGUACAAUAUUCUCUCAACGUCCAAUCGAAGAACAUCUUUCAAAACCACUUGAUGAGCUAAAACAAAACUUACCAAAUGAUAUUUCACUGUACUUGCAAGAAAUGAGUGUUGCAAUCAGUCAGUCAGUCACAUGAGAAUUGUUUGAUGUUCAGAAUACAUUAUAUCAUUGUGUUAUAUAUGGACUUGUACUUUUAACAAUCAAUUAUGUAUCAUUUCUAUUCAACAAUUGAAAUUUAUCCUAUCUAUCAUUACUUGUAUUUAUUUAUUCAAUCAUUCAAUCCUUCUCUGUGUAACAUUA
Molecule: messenger RNA, 5558 nt
Organism: Amphimedon queenslandica
Lineage: Eukaryota; Metazoa; Porifera; Demospongiae; Haplosclerida; Niphatidae
Product: breast cancer type 2 susceptibility protein homolog
Exons: 24
Coding region: 1-5394 (1797 amino acids)
Biological process (GO): regulation of DNA-templated transcription; double-strand break repair via homologous recombination
Cellular component (GO): nucleus
Source: RefSeq, a predicted model, not a curated record